AUGAAGAUGAACGACGUCAAGCCGGAGAGCAGCGGCGCGUCGAUUUCGCCAGCGGGCGGAAACAAUAACAAUAACAGUAUCAAUGGAAAUGGUAAAACGUCGGCAACGGCCGUCGCAGCCGCUGCCGCCGCCGCGGCGACGGUGGCCGCCAAUGGCGGCGAAGGUAUCAGUGCCGCCGUCGCCAAGGUUCUUCAAGGAUACGACUGGACCCUGGUACCCGUUGCCACCAAGGGCUCCGGCGACAAAAGAGCGGCCCACGUCAAGAGGCCCAUGAAUGCGUUUAUGGUGUGGGCCCAGGCUGCGAGGCGAAAACUGGCCGAUCAGUAUCCCCAGCUUCACAACGCCGAGCUGUCGAAAACACUAGGAAAGUUAUGGCG
Cyphomyrmex costatus is the source of this 377-nucleotide messenger RNA. Its product is annotated as transcription factor SOX-8-like. Gene Ontology annotation, biological process: regulation of transcription by RNA polymerase II. The transcript is spliced from 2 exons. Gene Ontology annotation, molecular function: RNA polymerase II cis-regulatory region sequence-specific DNA binding; DNA-binding transcription factor activity, RNA polymerase II-specific. The record is from RefSeq and is a predicted model, not a curated record. The annotation marks the transcript as partial. Gene Ontology annotation, cellular component: nucleus. NCBI's taxonomy places the organism in Eukaryota, Metazoa, Arthropoda, Insecta, Hymenoptera, Formicidae.